AAAAAAUUAACUUCUUCUCUUCUGUGAAGCCAAAGAGAGCUUGCUGGUCACGAUGCCGGCGAAGCCCAAGUCCAAGUGUGAACGCUGUCGUGCGGACAAGCAAAAGUGCGAGCCGGAGAACAGAAGAUGGCCCGGCGAGAAAUGCGAUCGGUGCCGAAUGUUCAAUUACGCCUGCUCGGCCUCUACCCUCCCAAUGCCGGGCUCGUCAGGGCCGCGGGACACCCCGGACGUCAGCCAGUUCGCGGCGAAGAAAUAUGACAUCGUCCUCUUCAAGACCCCCGAGCAGACCGGCGAGGUCGGUCGGGUUAUUAGGAUCUACAUUGGAGAAGCACUCCAGAAGGAAUAUCAUCGUUCCCGUGCGGCCGAAGGCCCAUCCAAAGUUGAUUCGGAGGAUUUAACGCUGCUGCCGGUCCAUCGAGCUGUCGCCCACGACCCUCCACCUCCACCUACGACCAUUUCCCUCCGGGCAACCAACCUUGACGAGCGAGAUAAAAAGAACCGGACGCCUCUCCAUCGAGCCGCUAUGCUGAGGCGGGCCGGGUGGGCACAGUGGCUGGUGGGCUGUGGCGCCGACGUUAACGCGCAGGAUGAAGACGGAAUGACUCCGCUCCACGUCGCCGCAUUAUCCGACGAGGACGGAUCCAUUGUCGAUCUGCUGCUUGCCGGCCCCGCCGAUAAGCUGCUCCCAAACAAGCAUGGGGUGCUCCCCUUGCACGUGGCCGCGGCGGUCUCGCCGAACCUCGCCGUCAUGCGCAAGGUGGUUCAGUGGUACCAGGCCAACGGCGGCGUCAACCUCCCCGACGGCGAGGGCAGAACUCCGCUCCACCGUGCGGCCGACGACGAUUGGGUCGUCGGUGGCAGGAUCGACGAGCUCGCGGCCGCCGGGGCGGAAAUGGACGCCCUGGACGCCCGUGGGCUCACCGCGCUCCACGUCGCCGUCCUCGGCCAAAGGGCGGAGGCGGUCCUAGCGCUGCUCCGCAACGGCGCUUACGUGGACGCCCUCGACUCCGAGGGCCGGACGCCCCUAGUCCUCCUCUUGGAAACGUACGGCGAAUACCUGGAUUCCGCCGUCGGGAACUGCGAGCUGAGCCCGGAAUGCUACCACCCGCUCCGGCAGAUCUCCGGCCUGUUUCUGGACGUAGGUGCCAACGUCCUGAUCCGCGACAAGCGCGGCAUCUCGGCCCUCAACGUGGCCCUCUUCUGGUACCUCAGGUGGACUGCCAAGGACGCGUUCGACAGGCACGACUGGAAGUCGGCGCCGCACCCUUCGUUAAAGGCCAAGUUUGCGGAGUGGUGGCGCAAGGACGUUCGUAGAAUGGGAGGGGGCGAGCGGGCUGGUCGCCCUAAGGUGCCGGCGGAUGUCAAGGAUAUAUGGCUGAAUGACGUUUUGGACAGGCUGAAGGAUAUUGAGGUCGUACAGGGACGGUGUCCACCGGGAGUUUCGAAUGGACGCCCACCUGUCGUUAAGGACAAAACGGGUCGAAACGCUCCCAUUUUUAAGGAGCGCGCUGACAACGUUGAGCUGGUGGAUUUCAUCGAGCAGCAAGGGGACACUCUAUAUUUGAAGAAGCAAUAGGGCGGACGGGCAGACUCCUCCACAUCUUGUUAAUGCGAUGCUGCUUUGUCGGAUUUGCGCGGGAAGG
Messenger RNA from Gaeumannomyces tritici R3-111a-1, 1643 nucleotides. RefSeq lists its product as hypothetical. The transcript is spliced from 2 exons. The record is from RefSeq and is a predicted model, not a curated record. Gene Ontology annotation, cellular component: nucleus; cytoplasm. Gene Ontology annotation, biological process: regulation of DNA-templated transcription. Gene Ontology annotation, molecular function: DNA-binding transcription factor activity, RNA polymerase II-specific; protein binding; zinc ion binding. NCBI's taxonomy places the organism in Eukaryota, Fungi, Ascomycota, Sordariomycetes, Magnaporthales, Magnaporthaceae. The coding region runs from base 53 to 1576 and encodes 507 amino acids.